Messenger RNA from Limanda limanda (common dab), 948 nucleotides. It is a transcript of the gene synpra, whose product is annotated as synaptoporin a. The coding region runs from base 97 to 948 and encodes 283 amino acids. The record is from RefSeq and is a predicted model, not a curated record. Gene Ontology annotation, cellular component: synaptic vesicle membrane; synaptic vesicle. The transcript is spliced from 6 exons. Lineage: Eukaryota; Metazoa; Chordata; Actinopteri; Pleuronectiformes; Pleuronectidae.
GCCACGGUCUCCUCGUCAAUCUGGUCUUGGCUUCUGGUUUGAGAUUGUUUACAUUCAGUCAACCAAGUGAGGAACAGAAGUCACCAUCCUGCUGAAAUGGACACCGCCAAUCAGCUUGUAUCCGUGGGGACGUUCCAGGUGCUGAAAUUACCUCUGGGAUUUAUUAGGAUUUUGGAAUUGCUUUUUGCCAUUUUUGCUUUUGCGACAUGUGGGGGCUACUCUGGGCAGCUGCGGGUUAGUGUGGACUGCAUGGAGAAGGCCAGCAGCAACCUCAGCAUCGGCAUCGACUUUGCUUAUCCUUUCAGGUUGUACCAGGUGUCCUUCGAAGCACCCGUGUGUGAGGGCAUGAGGAGGGAACUCGUGUUCCUCAUUGGAGACUAUUCAUCUUCCGCAGAGUUCUUCGUCACCAUUGCUGUCUUUGCCUUCCUGUAUUCUCUGAUGGCGAACAUAGUAUACAUCUUCUUCAAGAAUAAAUACCACGAGAACAAUCGAGCACCGCUCAUUGACUUUGUGGUGACAGUGGUGUUCUCCUUCAUGUGGCUGGUCAGUUCAUCUGCUUGGGCAAAGGCUCUGUCUGAUGUGAAACUGGCCACUGAUCCAGAUGAGGUGCAGCUCCUCAUCUCUGCCUGCAAAGACCAGACCAACAGGUGUGGCUCAGUGCACGGAUCGCGCUGGUCUGGGCUCAACACCUCAGUGGUAUUUGGGUUCCUCAACUUUGUUCUAUGGGCUGGAAAUAUCUGGUUUGUCUUUAAGGAGACUGGUUGGCACAAGGGGGCUUCCAGCUUGGCAGGCGGGGCGUCUGAGAAACAGGCCGGCACCUUUAACCAGGAGCCCUACAACCAGGGAAGCUUUGACCAGACAGGGAGCCAUAGCAUCCAGGGAGACCUCGGCCAGCCAUCUGAGUACAGCCGGGUGGGAGGUCCCACCUCGUACUCCAAUCAAAUGUAG